UGUUUUAGUUUAUUUGGAGCUCAAUGCCGAUGAUUACUCCAAUUCUCUCUCUGUUUUUUCAUCAUCGUCUUUGAGGAUUGCUCUGCAACAGUUUAUGGAAUGUUUUCUGAGCUUUUCUCAUGCCCCUCCCACUACUUCUAUCUUGCAUCGAUCGGUGACCCACGCUUCAAAGACAAACAGAAAUGGUUGGCUGAGAGCUAAACUUCACGAGGAUGAUGACCCAUUACACCGAGCUGCCACUAAUGUCGUUUCUCUUCGCUUUCAGGAGACCCAUCGACCAGCCUUUUUUGUUGAUCCGUACGUUAGUUGCUUUGUUAGUUCUCAUAUUCAGAUGGGUAUGAGGAAAUCUCUGCACCCCUAUUGCAUAGCAACUAAGUUCAUUGAUGAUAAGUUGCUCCGUACAGUAAACCAUAUUGAUGGACUUAAGCAGGUUGUUUUGCUAUUAGAUGGCAUGGAUACUCGGCCAUAUAGGCUUAGUUGGCCAACUUCAACCAUCAUAUUUGAUGUUUCUCAGAAAGGGUAUUUAAAAGAGCAGCUGAAAAGCUUGAAAGGUGUUGGCGCUAAGCUUCCAAGAAGUUGCUUGUUCCUCCAUGUUCCAUUAAAGUCUUCCAAUUUGCAGCAAAGUCUACGUGCUAAAGGCUUUAAUGGUAAUCAGCCUAGUAUAUGGGCCAUCCAGGGUCUACCUCUGAUGACUUUGAGAAGUUUUGAAGAGAUAUUGCUCGUUGUAAGUUGUUUGGCUAUGAAUGGAAGUUUUUUCGUGGGAGAACUGCCUUCUUGGUUGCAGAAUACUGACAUAGGGAUCAAGGUAAGGGAAUGGAUGGAAAAGCUAUUCAAGAGCAAUGGGUUCUGGGUGGACAUGGUUAUCCAUAAGGGUGUUGCAAAGAGUUUAGGGAAGGAUCUAGCAUCCAUUAAAUUUAAAAUUUCCUAGUAGCAACAAUUCAUUAUAUUAUGUAUAUGUAUAUAUUAUAUUUCAA
Messenger RNA from Ziziphus jujuba (common jujube), 974 nucleotides. RefSeq names its product O-methyltransferase 1, chloroplastic. Bases 95 to 928 code for a protein of 277 amino acids. The transcript is spliced from 6 exons. Gene Ontology annotation, biological process: methylation. Lineage: Eukaryota; Viridiplantae; Streptophyta; Magnoliopsida; Rosales; Rhamnaceae. The record is from RefSeq and is a predicted model, not a curated record. Gene Ontology annotation, molecular function: methyltransferase activity.